Messenger RNA from Uloborus diversus, 2309 nucleotides. RefSeq names its product rab proteins geranylgeranyltransferase component A 2-like (gene Rep). The coding region runs from base 94 to 2094 and encodes 666 amino acids. The record is from RefSeq and is a predicted model, not a curated record. The transcript is spliced from 17 exons. Gene Ontology annotation, cellular component: Rab-protein geranylgeranyltransferase complex; nucleus; cytoplasm. Gene Ontology annotation, molecular function: GDP-dissociation inhibitor activity. Gene Ontology annotation, biological process: vesicle-mediated transport; small GTPase-mediated signal transduction; intracellular protein transport. NCBI's taxonomy places the organism in Eukaryota, Metazoa, Arthropoda, Arachnida, Araneae, Uloboridae.
GAUUGAGUAAAAAUCACGAUUUAUAGCGACAAUUGCGACGUUAUGAAUUUCUUUUAAAUUAAUAAUAAACAUAGUAAGAUAUCAGCUCUUACGAUGGAAGAAUUACCUAAUUAUUUUGAUGUCAUUGUUGUUGGUACAGGAAUGCCGGAGUGCAUUAUUGCUGCUGCUGCUGCCAGAAUUGGGAAGAAAGUUUUGCAUCUUGACAGAAAUGGAUAUUAUGGUGGAGAGUGGGCCAGCUUUAGUUUUGACAAAUUCUUGGAGUGGAUUGAAGAAAUAAAGGACAAUACAGAAAAUAACGAAACACAAAGAGACACAGAGUCUUUGAAUUCUCAUCUAAAUGAAGGGGAACAUUUAGUUUUAUGCCCAUUAAAGUCAAAAUCAAUAUCCAAUGCUAAUGUCAAGUCUUAUAUCUGUGAUUCUUCUGAACCAGCAGUUUUGCAACAAACUGAAACCUUGGAUAGUCAAAAUAAUACUGGUAUUUCCAUUCAAGUUGACUCAGCUGAUAAUGAGGUUUCAGCUUCUGGGGAUAGCCAGUCAGAACCAAUUUCUUCAAACAACCCAUCUGUGACCAGUACUCCAUCAAGUUCUGAAGAGAUGGAUUUAAGUCCCUCUGAAAACAACAAUGAGAGUGAUCUGCCUUCCAACAAUGUUGCUUUGGAAAACAAUGCAACGAGUCAAGACCAGAGCAUUGCGGUGCAGCAAGAAUGGACUUUGAGUAACUUCUUGGAAAAUAGGAGAAAGUUCAACAUCGACUUGGCACCUAAAAUAAUGUUUUCAAGAGGCUCCCUGGUUGAUUUGCUGAUAUCUUCAAACAUUGCCCGGUAUGCUGAGUUCCAGUGUGUAAAUAAAGUUCUCACCUACAUCAAUGGUCAUAUCGAACAGGUUCCUUGUUCUAGAGCUGAUGUAUUUAGUAAAAAAACUGUUAGCGUUGUUGAAAAAAGAAUGCUCAUGAAGUUUUUAACAUUUUGUUUGAAAUUUGAAGAACAAAUUGAUGAAUAUCAAGGAUUUGAAGAUCUCUUGUUUUCUGAUUUUCUCAAAUCAAAGAAGCUAACAUCUAAUGUGGAGCACUACAUUAUGCAUGCUAUUGCAAUGGUGAAUGAAAAAAGUAAUACAUUGCAGGGUUUGAAAGCCACUCAAAAAUUCCUCCAAUCACUUGGAAGGUACGGAAAAAGCCCAUUUCUCUGCACAUGCUAUGGAAGUGCUGAGCUGCCUCAAUGCUUCUGCAGGUUAUGUGCUGUGUAUGAAGGCAUGUAUUAUCUCAAAAGAGCUGUUGAUGGAAUAAUAAUGAAUGAACGAUGCACAGGUAUAAUAUCGAUGAAUCAAAGAAUUAAUUGCCAAUGGCUAAUAAUGGAAUCAAGCUAUGCUCCACCAGAAUUUGUGUGUGAAGCUGUACCACAAAAUCUUUCUAGAGCUAUUUUGAUUACUGAUGCUUCUCUUUCACCUUCGGAAAGAAAAGAAAAUAUUUUACUAAGAUUCCCAACUGGUCCCGGUAUUGUGAACCCUAUAACAAUAUUUGAAUUCAGUUCAAAAACAUAUGUUUGCCCAGAAGAUUUAUUUUUGGUAUACAUGAUAUGCCGCUCGUCAUCUGAAUCUGCUGAAGAAGAUUUGAGUGCUGCGGUAAACUUGCUGUUUAAUAUUGAUUCAACCACUGAGAGUAAAGCAGAGCGUCCAAAUCUACUCUGGAGUAUGUAUUACAACCAGAAAGACACAUCGACAGUGAAUCUUAAUUCUCGAGUGCCCGAAGGACUGUUCUUAACAUCCUCUCCUGAUUUUGAAUUAGAUUAUGAGCAUGCAGUUGCAGAGGCUCGAGAAAUUUUUGAAAAAAUAUGUCCAGGAGAAGAAUUUCUGCCCAGAGCCCCUGAUCCAGAAGACAUUUUGAUUGAAACACAAAAUAACCCAGGAGAGGAUGGAGAGGCAAGCAAAAUUGAGAACGAUGUAAAUAAUUCAGACUCUACUUUUUCUGAAGAUUCAAAAGACUCAUCAGAAGUUGAAAAUAAACCAUCGAGCGAAAGUGAACAAAUCAGUAGUGAGGGUACUCCGAGUAAAAACAUUUCUGAUGAAACAGGGAAUGAGAAUGUUUCUAGAGUCGAUUGAAAGAAAUUUUAACAAUUAUUUCUGCAAAUAAAUUAUAUAUUGAAAAAUGAAAACAUACACAGGGUUUCCAUUGCCUGUUAUUGGUGAUUUUAUAUUUCAACUUGUUUUUCCUGUGGUUUAAAAAACUAAACCUAAGCUGAUUCAAAUUCUUUACUAAUGUUUCUUCGUAACAUUAAUUAAUGGUGUUUGAAUAUUCUUUUAAGUUGUAAAAGUUA